CUUGUGCCUCUCUUAUCCCGCCAUCUCUCACCUUUACAAAUUUUCUCUCUCCUCUUUACGUUUUAUUGUCUCCUUCCCCUCCUCUGAUCAUUGUACCACGACUACACUGUUCUUCCCCACUCUCCCCCAAAAAUCAGUUUUUUUCUGCAAAAUUCAAUUCCAAUCAAAAUGGCUACCAAGCUCACAAAGAUUCCAAGCAUGCGUGAGAGAGUUGAAGAUACUCUAUCUGUUCAUCGUAACGAGCUUGUUUCGCUUCUCUCCAAGUAUGUGGCACAAGGAAAAUGUUUGUUACAACCUCAUCAUCUGAUUGAUGCAUUGGAGAACGUAAUCGGCGAAGAUAAAGGGAAGCAAGUUCUUAGUGAUGGCCCUUUUAGCGAAGUUCUUAGGUCUGCCCAGGAAGCAAUAGUUAUUCCUCCAUUUGUUGCUAUAGCACUCCGUCCAAGACCUGGAGUUUGGGAAUAUGUCCGUGUUAAUGUCCACGAACUUAAUGUGGAGCAGUUAACUGUAUCUGAGUAUCUCCGUUUCAAGGAAGAACUUGAGGAUGGAAAGGCUGAUGACCACUAUGUGCUUGAGCUUGAUUUUGAGCCUUUCAAUGAAUCACUUCCUCGUCCAACAAGGUCUUCAUCAAUUGGUAAUGGUGUUCAGUUCCUCAACCGGCACCUGUCAUCCAUCAUGUUUCGUAACAAAGACUGCUUGGAACCGUUACUUAAUUUCCUUCGUGUGCACAAACAUAAAGGAGUUGUCAUGAUGUUGAAUGAUCGGAUACAAACUAUAUCUCGUCUUCAGUCUGCAUUAUCUAAAGCCGAGGAUCACCUAUCCAAGCUUCCACCAGAUGCACCUUACUCUGAGUUUGAAUUUGCACUCCAAGGUCUAGGUUUUGAGAGAGGUUGGGGUGACACUGCAGAAAGAGUUUUAGAGAUGAUGCAUCUACUACUAGACAUCCUCCAGGCCCCUGAUCCCUCUACAUUAGAGACAUUUCUUGGAAGAGUUCCAAUGGUUUUUAAUGUGGUAAUUUUGUCUAUACAUGGAUUCUUUGGCCAGGCACAUGUGUUGGGUUUGCCUGAUACCGGUGGGCAGAUUGUUUAUAUCCUUGAUCAAGUGCGAGCUCUGGAACAUGAAAUGCUCCAACGAAUAAAGAAGCAGGGAUUGGAUGUGACUCCAAGAAUUCUUAUCGUGAGUCGGUUGAUUCCUGAUGCUAAAGGGACCACAUGCAACCAGCGUUUGGAAAAAGUGAGUGGAACGGAGUAUGCUAGUAUCCUAAGAGUCCCUUUCCGAUCAGAUAAAGGAAUCCUUCGUAAAUGGAUAUCUAGAUUUGAUGUCUGGCCUUAUCUAGAAACUUUUACUGAGGAUGCAGCUAGUGAAAUAACUGGAGAGUUGCAGGGUCGUCCAGAUUUGAUAAUUGGAAACUACAGUGAUGGAAAUAUCGUUGCUUCUUUACUGUCCUACAAAAUGGGUGUCACCCAGUGCAAUAUAGCCCAUGCACUGGAGAAGACCAAGUACCCAGAUUCUGAUAUUUAUUGGAAAAGAUUUGAGGAGAAAUACCACUUCUCGUGUCAGUUUACAGCUGACUUGAUGGCAAUGAAUCAUGCUGAUUUCAUCAUUACGAGCACAUACCAAGAGAUAGUUGGAUCGAAAAAUACUGUUGGUCAAUAUGAAAGUCAUACGGCUUUCACUUUGCCAGGGCUGUAUCGGGUGGUUCAUGGGAUUGAUGUCUUUGACCCCAAGUUUAAUAUUGUCUCACCCGGGGCUGAUUUGUCCAUCUAUUUCCCAUUUUCGGAGAAGGGGAAGCGGCUCACUGCACUUCAUAGCUUCAUAGAGGAGCUCUUAUUCAAUCCAGAACAGAACGAAGAACACAUUGGUAUACUAGAUGAUCCCGCAAAGCCUAUAAUAUUUUCCAUGGCAAGGCUAGACCAUGUGAAGAACAUAACAGGACUGGUUGAGUGCUAUGCAAAGAAUGCUAAACUCAGGGAACUGUCAAAUCUGGUUGUGGUUGCUGGGUACAAUGAUGCAAAAAAGUCAAAUGACAGGGAAGAGAUUGCUGAAAUUGAAAAGAUGCACAACCUUAUCAAGCAGUACAAUUUGAAAGGACAGUUUAGGUGGAUAGCUUCUCAAACGAACAGAGUGAGAAAUGGUGAACUUUACCGGUACAUCUGUGACAAAGGAGGUAUUUUUGUGCAGCCUGCAUUUUAUGAAGCAUUUGGGCUAACAGUUGUUGAAGCAAUGACUUGUGGCCUACCCACAUUUGCUACAUGCCAUGGUGGUCCGGCUGAGAUUAUAGAAGAUGGAAUAUCAGGAUUUCAUAUUGAUCCAUAUCAUGCUGAUCAGGCUGCAGAAAAGAUGGCUGAUUUUUUUACCAAGUCCAAAGAGGAUCCGAGCUACUGGAGUAAAAUCUCUGACGGGGGGUUGCAAAGGAUCAAAGAAAGGUACACCUGGUUAAAGUAUUCUGAGAGGUUGAUGACAUUAGCGGGAGUUUACGGUUUUUGGAAAUAUGUCUCUAAACUAGAGAGAAGGGAGACUCGUCGAUAUCUUGAGAUGUUCUACAUUCUGAAGUUCCGUGAUCUGGCAAAAUCUGUUCCGCUGGCAACAGAUGACGAGGCUUCUAUCACAGAUGCAGUUGCAAAUUUCCGUGGACCAUGAAAAGCGUUGCUUGUUCAGGUGUUAAGUUGUGUGUACUGUCUUAGAGUAGGAAUAAGUGUGCCUACACAAGGUUUCGCCUUUUAGUAUUUUCAUUAUGUAAAAUAAGGAGUGAAAGAAUGUAUGCUGCUGGUGGCUCAUGGAAACCGUGUUCACUUUGUCCACCGUGAGAGUGUAAUGAACAUGUUUAAAUGCAUUAUGAAGCAUUGGAUUGUCAAUAGAAGGGAAAUGUUUAGGUGAAUGAGAUUAUCCAGCCCGUCUUUACACGGAGUUGGAGAAGAGGUCGUUGUAAAUAUUCUAGUAAGCAGAAUUGUUGUACAUAUGUUAAAGAGAUUAAUAUGCCAGUGAGCAGAGUUUAAUUUUA
This is a messenger RNA of Spinacia oleracea (spinach), 2998 nucleotides long. Its product is annotated as sucrose synthase. Gene Ontology annotation, biological process: sucrose metabolic process. The record is from RefSeq and is a predicted model, not a curated record. The transcript is spliced from 15 exons. The coding region runs from base 169 to 2637 and encodes 822 amino acids. Gene Ontology annotation, molecular function: sucrose synthase activity. Lineage: Eukaryota; Viridiplantae; Streptophyta; Magnoliopsida; Caryophyllales; Amaranthaceae.